Molecule: messenger RNA, 540 nt
Organism: Closterium sp. Yama58-4
Lineage: Eukaryota; Viridiplantae; Streptophyta; Zygnematophyceae; Desmidiales; Closteriaceae
Source: the annotation of a GenBank genome assembly
AUGGGUUUAUCAUCUGCUCGUCUGCCAAGGUGGUUGCGGUCGCGCCGGGCCAGAAGGAAUGCCCCCUCGUCUGAAGCACCGGAUGAUUUCUGGUGGCAGGGGGAGAUGAGCGAGGAGGACUCGGGAGUGAUUGAAGCAGCAAUGCAGGCCAUUCUCAUGGACGGACUGGCUGGCGCGCUGCAAGGCGGGGGAGGGGGGGCGCUGGGAGGGGGAGGGCUGCAUGGGGGAGCGAGAAGGCUGAUGGUGCCGCAGAUGCUGUUGUUUGAGGACGAGGAGGCGUGGACUUACGAACAGCUGCUGGAGCUCGAUAGGAAUAAUGUCAGACGUGGGUUGAAGCAGCAGGAGAUGUGGAAGCUAGAUCGGCGCAAGAUGGGCCAUGGGGACGAGAGGGUGGAUUGUCAGAUCUGCCUGUCUGAAGCCGUGGCAGGCGAGCUGCUGACGUCUCUGCCCUGCAAGCACACGUACCACGAUGCCUGCAUCUCCCCCUGGUUCAAGACCCACCGCACGUGCCCGAUCUGCCGGUUUGAGAUUGCGGACUGA